ACGUGCAAUGCAGAAUGGAUUUUUUACCCUUAAAAAUUUAAAAAUAAUAGGUUUUUUAUCUUAUUUUUCUGUUCCCGUUGUAUCGGUGCAGCUCUUGUUGGACACGUUUUAAUCAAUAACACGUUGAUUCUAAUUCCUAGCUCGUUUACCCAGUAGGCCAGUACCACUGUACCAGUAGUGUUCAGAAUAAGCGUUUAACAUCUUCUGUUUAUGAUUGCUGGCGCUUUCCCAAAGGAAGUCUGAAUUAGAAACGUAAAACGAUUCUCGUUUUUGCUGUUAAUCUGAUUUUGAUUGAUGAUCGUAAAAUCAUGCGGAAUUAGUUGAAAUAACUUUGUUGGUGCGUUUUGGUGGAGCCCUGUCCAAAAUGUGGAGAAAUCAUGCAUUAAUUACCAGGUAGACAAAUAUGAGGCUGUUUUGCCGCUUCGCUGUUAUUUUAUCGCAAAUUUGUUUCCAAUUUAUUACCUUGUUGUCUUUGUUUACUAUUGGUAUCAUGGCUGAUUCAUGGACGAAACUCACAGUUAACAUUGGAUGACGCAUCACGACACAGACAAAUAAUCAUCUGAAAGAUCUUUUUGCCACUCGUGGCAUCCUUCUGGAAAAAAUUCGAAGAUAUACCUUUGUUGGUUUGGAAUUGAAACCUCCUGACUCCAGUUUCUUUCAUCUUUCCAUUUUAAUUUCCAUAACUGCUGGGACUUGCGAGGAACGUCAAAAGUUUACCGUAGAAUGCGUGGAAUUGACUUAUAAGAAGCGCCACAUUUAUGUCGCUGUUAUUUAUCAGGAUGUGAGGAUCGUUGUGAUACUUUAGUGGGACCAUUUUUGAGUGCCGCAGAAAAUGAGCGUCUGGAAGCGUUUCCAGCGUGUUGGUAAACACGCCGGGAAAUUUCAGUUUGUUGUAUCGUUCCACGAGCUAACACUGGAGUGCACUAAAGGCACAUGGAAACCAAACAAGCUAGGAAUUAUGAUUUGUCGACGGAAUCGCCGGUAUUGUACUCAGGCUCACGAUUGGGAACCCACUAUUAGUAACCUGUUUCGGGGGAUUGUCGUGUGGACUACACCAGAACGGCUGGAGUUCACGUCGACUUUGUAUAAAGAUAACCGAGCCACGGAAUUUGAAAACAAGGACUGGCAAAUCGUCCUUGAAGAGAUUGAGUCUCUCGGCAAGAGACGACCCUUGGCGUGCGCCAAUGUAAAUAUGAAGUUAUAUGCCUCACUGGAGCCUUCGCAAACCCAUGCCGUCAUCAAACUGAAACCCACAAAUAAAAAGGUUUUGGAAGCCACUAUCAAUGUGACAUUCCUGUCGACUCUUUUACGGGAAGGAAAAGCUACCGACGAGGAUAUGCAAAGUUUGGCUAGUCUAAUGAGUCUGCAGCAGCCAUACGCUGAUAUUGGCAAUAUGGCGGAUUUCGAUGAUGAAUCCCCGGUGGGGACGCUGAGUCGACGGCAGACAUCACAGAAGAUUUCGGAGUUGGCUUCGAGCUUUGGCAUCUUUAAUGAGAAUCUCAGCGACAAAGCAGCUUCUAAUGGAUCUCACAGACAGUCGAUUUCCAGUUCCGUUCACUCAUCGCACUCACUGGAUACGAUGACAAGUGGGGAUACAACCAAAACGCCCAAUCGACCAGAUUCCCUGCAGCUGAUGGAUGCCGCAAAAGCGUCGCCUUCGCCUUUCCACCGUCAUCUCAACGGGAGCACGAGGGAUAAUAGAACAAAUUGGGCCACAGACACGAUAUUUGAACAAACUCCCGAUGCCCAACCGGAAAUGAACGCAAUAGGCGAUGGCGAUACUAUCAGCAAUCGAAUUGGGUCUGGUCAAGCGGAAGAUUUGCUGGCAUGGUGUAAGGACGUCACGAAAGGUGCCCGUGGUGUUCGCAUUACGAAUUUAACUAGUUCAUGGAGGAAUGGUUUGGCCUUUUGUGCCAUCAUCCAUCAUUUCCAUCCUGAUUUAAUAAAUUACUCAGCGCUUUCCCCGCACGACAUAAGAGGCAAUUGUAAAUUGGCAUUUGACGUGGCGGCCAGUUUGGGAAUUCCCAAAUUGAUUGAUCCCCAGGAUAUGCUGCAGCGCCAGACUCCUGAUCGUUUAGCUGUGAUGACCUACCUGUACCAGAUGCGUGCACAUUUCACUGGACAACACCUGCAGAUUGAUCGAAUAGCGCGUGAUGCCAAGGAAAUAACGUAUACGCCGGUAGCAGAAACUCCAGGUGAAGGGCCCUUGAAAAAGGGCACCAACUGGAAACACCGGUUGUUUUCCUUCGAGAAGUCUUCCCCGCCCGGAGUUUUGAAGGAAUCAUCCCCAGUGAACGGCGAAUCGCCGCCGCAUAAAGAGCGAAAAAUCCUCUCCCCGAAAGAAAAAAAGAAUUUCGAUUUUGGCGGAUCGCCGGUGAAAUCGUUAGUGCGCCAACUGAAGAAGGACAGCUCACCCAAGAAAAUGGAUGCCAACCACAGCAAUGUGCCAACCAGUCCGAGUGUAAUGACCAGGCAGCAGUUGGUCGAUCCAUUUUCAUCGGAUGACGAAGAUGAACCUAAAAAGCCAAAUGGCUCCAUACCGAAAGCAGUCAAAGAAAACUCGCUAGAGCAUGUUGCUGUGACAGCAACAGCAACGCCAAAAUCGCCGCCGACAAGUCCGCGGGCGGUUUCUUCUCCUGGUAGAAAGGCCGUGAAUCGGGAAGAAGAUUUGAGGUUACGGGCUCGUGAACUCAUCGAGCAGGCCAGAUCUCAUCCAUCAUCGCCUACUAGCGAUCUUAGUCCGGAGGAAGUGGAAAGGCAGAAAGAACUGAGAGAGCGUGCUAAACGUUUGAUGGACACAGCCAAGAAAUCCAGUCCUACAUCGCCCGUGUCCAUUCCAAUUUCGCCUGCACUGCGAGUUUCUAAAGCCAAAUCUGCUGCGGUGUCCAUCCAGUUUUACCAGUUCAAGAAAUUAGUUGAUUCUCCGGUUGCCGUUGGAGAAUCUUCUAGCGCCGCCACCAAAUCUGGUCAAGAUGCAGUUUCUGUGAUUCGAAAUGUUCCAGAAUUUGAGCCGAAGGCCAGGAAUGGCGGUGAAUCGAAAGAAGGGGUUUUACGGGAUGCAGUUCCGAAAGCUGCCAAACAUGCUGCUGUGAUAUCCAGUCGUAACGCAUCCGAAUUUUCGCCUUUAUUAAAAGAUAGUAAAGAUGUAUCCAAAAACCUCAUGACCAUGAAAGAGAAUGGGCAGAAUUCCGAACCACCUACGGACCACCGAAGUUUGGCGGAAGAGAUUGCUUUGCUGGAAGCUGAACAGCGACAGAUAGAUUCCCGUGCGGCAGAAGUGGAGGCGCGACUGCGAAACGCUAUGGAACCAGGCGCCAAUGAGGCCGAAGAGCCGAUUCUCCAGGAAUGGUUCAUACUGGUUAAUAAGCGCAAUGCGAUUAUCCGCGAACUUGACAAGCUGAACAAUAUGUAA
Paramacrobiotus metropolitanus is the source of this 3412-nucleotide messenger RNA. Its product is annotated as EH domain-binding protein 1-like. Bases 833 to 3412 code for a protein of 859 amino acids. Lineage: Eukaryota; Metazoa; Tardigrada; Eutardigrada; Parachela; Macrobiotidae. Gene Ontology annotation, molecular function: protein binding. The record is from RefSeq and is a predicted model, not a curated record. The transcript is spliced from 18 exons.